Neohortaea acidophila is the source of this 1650-nucleotide messenger RNA. RefSeq lists its product as uncharacterized. Bases 1 to 1650 code for a protein of 549 amino acids. The transcript is spliced from 2 exons. Lineage: Eukaryota; Fungi; Ascomycota; Dothideomycetes; Mycosphaerellales; Teratosphaeriaceae. The record is from RefSeq and is a predicted model, not a curated record.
AUGGCAGCGGCAUCCGAUCCCCGAUCCUCCUCCAUGCAAUCUCUCCUCCCCACCGAAUCCAACCGACACGACGGAACGCGGAGGAAACUGCUGUUGAUCUUCAUCCACGGCUUCAUGGGCGACGAGAGCAGCUUCCGCUCCUUUCCCGCCCACGUUCACAACCUCCUCACAAUCCUCCUCGCCGAUACGCACGUCGUCUACACAAAGAUCUACCCGCGCUAUCGCUCGCGACGCAACAUCAUCUUCGCAAGAGACGAUUUCAGUAAAUGGCUGGAACCGCACGAAGGCGCCAGUGUCGAUGUUGUGCUUCUAGGCCACAGCAUGGGCGGGCUGUUGAGUGCAGAAGUGGUGCUGAUGCCUUCCGCUCUUGAAAAUGCUCCCCCCUUGAAGCACCGCGUCCUCGGCACCGUCAACUUCGACGUGCCGUUCUUGGGCAUGCAUCCGGGUGUGAUCAAGAGUGGAUUGGGCAGCAUCUUCCACUCCGCCAAUCUCGAAGAUCAAUGGUCUCCAGAGCUCGGCGCGUCGACCCCUCAUGACGCUGGAUCCAUGUCGUCCGCCUCUUCUCUGAAUCUUGGCCCUCCCGACCGUACCGAUACCCUUUGGCACAAGCCUGAUCCCAACUUCAAUCAAGCGUUCAACAACGACGUCGUCCUGCCCGUGAGGAAAGGCUGGCGAAACGCACUCCACUUCGUCCACAAACACUCCUCCAACAUCAACGAACUCACAAAAGCCACCAAGCAGCUCGUCACCUCCCACCUCGAAUUCGGCGGUGCAAUGGCCAACUACUCCGAGCUCAAGACACGGUAUACCCGACUCAGAACACUAGACGAAACGAAUGGUGUCCUGCGGAAAUCCGUAACGAAGAGUGCACAACUUCCUGCUCGAGUCCGCUUUGUAAAUUACUACACCGUAAGCACCGGCCGCGUAACAAAAGCCAAAACACCACAGCGGUCUCCCUCUCGCAGUCCAGAUAGAGCGAAAUCCCCCUCAUCCACCCCUCACGACGAUUCACGAAGCCAACAAAACCCCAACACCCUCUCCCGCUCAACAAGCACAGAACAAGUAGAAGACUGGCAAAGCGCCGCCGAAUCCCUCACAAUAGGCGAACCAAACACCACCACCACCAACAAUCCUCAACCAGUCCUCGCAAUCGCAGUCGAAGCACCCCUCCCCUCGCCCCCACCCCCUCUAAACAUCUCCUACAUCCAAGACCCCACCACCCGCAAACUCGUGACGGAAGAGCACGAGCGCGCGGUAAAAGCGUACGAAGAAGCCCUCCAAGUGCGGCAGAGUCAACGGCAAGAAGAGGGCGAGACAUCAGCGGCGCGCCUAACGCCCACACCAUCAUCCACCUCCCUCACACCAACACCCACCACAUCCGAACCCCAACCAAAGAAACCGCCCCGCGAACGCACCUUUUGCGCCCUCCCGCCCAAAAGCGCCAAUAACACCCUCGACGCAACGUGGGUGCGCAUCUUCAUGGAGAAUGUGGAUGAAGUGGGCGCGCAUUGCGGCUUGUUCUUUGUGGAUGAGCGGUAUGAGCGGUUGGUGGGGGAUGUGGCGGAGAGGGUGGAGGGUUGGGUUAAAGAGGGGGGUCAUGUGGGGAUGGAUUUGCAUGGGGGCGAGCGGUGGGGGGAGAGUUUGGAUUAA